AGCCCUUCGCCUCUCCCCGCCCCCGCCGCGGGUCCUGCUUUCCCGCUAGUGGAUGUCGUCGUCGUGUCUUCCCCCGCUCGAGCCCACGGGGUGUCACUCCUCCGGGAUGACCUCAGCCCCGGACCGAGCCCGGCGCCUCACUCGCUUCGGGCGUCCACCGAGCCUGGCAGCUCGCCGGGGCCGGACUAUGGCCACCGACCGGGACCCCUGAGCCGCUCCCGCCGCCUGCAGCUGUUCGCGGCGCGCCGGAUAAACUUAGCCGAUUCAUCCGCGGCCGCAGGCCAGCCAAGCCAGGUGGCUUUUCGCGCCCUGGCGGCGGCGGCGUUGCCCUCGGCAGGCGGGAUGCGGCCGUGGGCCUGGGAGGCGCUGGUGGUGGCGCUGGCGGCGGCGGCCUGCCUCACGGAGGGCGUGCGCGGCGGCGGCGGCGGCGGCGGCCACGGCCUGAGCAUGUUCGCGGUGCAGACGGCUCCGCAGCCGGACCCCUGCUACGACGAGACCGGGCAGGCGCGCCGCUGCAUCCCGGACUUCGUGAACGCCGCCUUCGGCAAGGAGGUGAAGGUGUCGAGCACGUGCGGGCGGCCCCCCGCGCGCUACUGCGUGCUGGCCGAGAAGGGCGAGGAGCGGAGCCGCGCGUGCCACCUGUGCGACGCGGGGGACCCCAAGCGCGCGCGCCCGGCCGCCUACCUGACCGACCUGAACAACCCGCACAACCUGACGUGCUGGCAGUCGGAGAGCUUCGUGCAGCACCCGCACAACGUGACGCUGGCGCUGGCGCUGGGCAAGAAGUUCGAGGUGACCUACGUGAGCCUGCAGUUCUGCUCGCCGCGCCCGGAGUCCAUGGCCAUCUACAAGUCCAUGGACGGCGGCAAGGCCUGGACGCCCUUCCAGUUCUACUCCACGCAGUGCCGCAAGAUGUACAACCGGCCCAGCCGCGCGCCCAUCACCAAGCAGAACGAGCAGGAGGCCGUCUGCACCGACUCGCACACCGACAUGCGGCCCCUGGCCGGCGGCCUCAUCGCCUUCAGCACGCUGGACGGCCGGCCCUCGGCCCACGACUUCGACAACUCGCCCGUGCUGCAGGACUGGGUCACGGCCACCGACAUCAGGGUGGUCUUCAGCCGCCUGCACACCUUCGGCGACGAGAACGAGGACGACUCCGAGCUGGCCCGCGACUCCUACUACUACGCCGUCUCCGACCUGCAGGUGGGCGGGCGCUGCAAGUGCAACGGCCACGCCGCCCGCUGCGUCCGCGACCGCGACGACAACCUGGUUUGCGACUGCAAGCACCACACCGCCGGCCCCGAGUGCGACCGCUGCAAGCCCUUCCACUACGACCGGCCCUGGCAGAGGGCCACAGCCCGCGAGGCCAACGAGUGCGUCGUUAAACUCAGUCGGGAACUGUCUGUGUUGACCCACUUCUCCGAGGGUCUGCUCUGUGUCUGUUCGCUGGUGCUGGUGCCGGUGCCGCCAGGCUUCCAACCUGAGACCUCCUGGCUGACACCAUGA
Molecule: messenger RNA, 1506 nt
Organism: Sphaerodactylus townsendi
Lineage: Eukaryota; Metazoa; Chordata; Lepidosauria; Squamata; Sphaerodactylidae
Gene: NTN1
Product: netrin 1
Exons: 3
Coding region: 343-1506 (387 amino acids)
Source: RefSeq, a predicted model, not a curated record